Molecule: messenger RNA, 615 nt
Organism: Capsella rubella
Lineage: Eukaryota; Viridiplantae; Streptophyta; Magnoliopsida; Brassicales; Brassicaceae
Product: 10 kDa chaperonin, mitochondrial
Exons: 3
Coding region: 88-384 (98 amino acids)
Cellular component (GO): mitochondrial matrix
Molecular function (GO): protein folding chaperone; metal ion binding; ATP binding
Source: RefSeq, a predicted model, not a curated record
UGUCUCCUCUGCCCAAAUUAAAAACUCAAAGAAACCCUAGAAAAUUCCGAUUCAUCCGAGAGAAGAAGAGGAAGAAGAAUUGAGAAAAUGAUGAAGCGUCUGAUCCCAACGUUCAACCGUAUCCUGGUUCAGAAAGUGAUCCAGCCUGCGAAAACCGAGAGCGGCAUUCUCCUCCCUGAGAAAUCAACCAAGCUCAACUCCGGCAGGGUGAUAGCUGUUGGACCUGGAUCAAGGGAUAAAGACGGGAAAUUGAUUCCAGUCUCAGUGAAGGAAGGCGACACUGUUCUUCUUCCGGAGUACGGCGGCACACAGGUCAAGCUCGGCGAGAACGAGUACCAUCUGUUCCGGGAUGAAGACGUCUUGGGAACGUUGCACGAGGAUUGAAAAAGACUAAAGCUCGCCAACUCAACCACGAGGGUUGGUUGUGUUAUGAGGGAGAGAAGUCAUUUUAAGUUAGUUUCAUCUUGAAGAUGUGGUUGAACUUUGUCGUUUAUCAUUCAAUUUUACCUUUAUGAAUUGUCUUUGAAUUGUUACGAAUGGGCAUCAAUCAUAUGGAUAAAAAACCCCCCAAGUGUUUUGCAUCUUCUGAUUCUAAUAUUUCGUGCUUUUCUAUAA